Messenger RNA from Oncorhynchus masou masou (cherry salmon), 6972 nucleotides. RefSeq names its product MTSS I-BAR domain containing 2a (gene mtss1la). Gene Ontology annotation, molecular function: actin binding; phospholipid binding. Gene Ontology annotation, cellular component: actin cytoskeleton; cytoplasmic side of plasma membrane. Gene Ontology annotation, biological process: plasma membrane organization; cell projection assembly. The record is from RefSeq and is a predicted model, not a curated record. Lineage: Eukaryota; Metazoa; Chordata; Actinopteri; Salmoniformes; Salmonidae.
GUUUGCUUAAAAUAACAUAUUCAGCAGCAUAUGUGCAAGGUGGGGUCUAGAUGUUGUGUUGAAUCCAUUGUUGCUUUGCAACAAAAACUCGGGAUUGAUACAGUCAAUGAUGAACAGGCGCGUGCAUGCUGAAAGCACAUUUGGAGCUGGGGAUAUCCUUUGUUUUUCUCUUCAGAGUAUGCUUGAAUGAGAAUACGGACUCACUUUUGUUUGAAUCGGGGGUGUCCCUCCCUCCACGCUGCAUAUGACAAAAACACUGACCGGCCCCCUUCAAUUCCUAUGGAUCGAACUACAGAACCUCCGCUUCAAGACAUCUGUUCCUUUCUAACAGAGCGCGCCCCCGUUUCCAGAGCUGUGACUGAACGACUGACUCUCGUGGUCCCCGGACUGGUGAUUUCCACAUUUGCCCGUGAAAUCAACCAAAGAUGAAGAUCGACGUUGACUCAAACUCACCCUGCUCUUAUUUUCGCAGUUUGUAGACUGGAGGGAAUUGGAACAAGGAUUUCGCCUGCUCUCCAUCACUCUCGUCCGAGCAGAGAGAGUCACCACCGAGCGUCAAAAGUCCGGUGCCAUUGAGUAGCCGAUUUCUUUUUGUCUGCCCUCGAGCCGGGGUUUCGCAUCCUCAGCGUCUGGCUUGGAUGGGAAAGGAAAACGAAGGGCGAGUGAAAAUAUCGGGGUUCUGAUGUUUGAAUAUUUUGUGCUUCUGGACAUUUAAUUGAUCGUAUUCAGUCAUCGUUGAGAGACUACUGUGAUUAUGGAGUCGGUAGAAAAGGAGUGCGGAGCGUUGGGUGGAUUAUUCCAAGCUAUCGUCAACGACAUGAAGAGUUCAUAUCCAGUGUGGGAAGACUUCAGUGCCAAGGCUACUAAACUGCACUCCCAACUCAGGACCACAGUUCUGGCAACAGUGGCAUUUCUAGAUGCCUUUCAGAAGGUGGCAGACAUGGCGACCAACUCAAGAGGAGGCACCAGGGACAUAGGUUCAGCUCUGACCAGGAUGUGCAUGAGACACCGCAGCAUUGAGACUAAACUACGCCACUUCACCAAUGCUCUUAUGGAAGGCCUAGUCACUCCUCUCCAGGACAGGAUAGAGGAAUGGAAGAAGACAGCUAACCUGCUGGACAAAGACCACGCCAAAGAAUACAAGCGGUCUCGCCAGGAGAUCAAGAGGAAGUCCUCAGACACCAUGAAGCUCCAGAAGAAGGCCAGGAAAGGCCGGGGUAACCUGCGUCCCCAGCUGGACAGUGCCAUGCAGGACGUCAGUGACCUCUACCUUCUGAUGGGAGAGACCGAGAAGCAGGCGGUGCGCCGGGCCCUCCUAGAGGAGAGGGGGCGCUACUGCUUCUUCAUCAACCUGCUGAAGCCUGUGGUGAAUGGAGAGAUAGCCAUGCUGGGAGAGAUCACUCACCUGCAGGCCAUUGUUGAUGACCUCACUGUGCUCACUGAAGACCCACACAAACUGCCCCCGGCUAGUGAGCAGGUGAUCGGGGACCUGAAGGGUUCAGACUACAGUUGGUCCUACCAGACCCCUCCCUCCUCUCCCAGCAGUGCUGCCUCCAGGAAGAGCAGUAUGUGCAGUAUCCUCCACAUGCCAACUGUCGGUGCCCAUCGUCUCAGUAGUGUCUCCUCCCACGAUUCAGGGUUCAUCUCUCAGGAUGCCAACACCCACUCCAAGCCCCCCUCGCCCAUGCCCUCUGACAUCACCAGCCAGAAGUCCACCAGCUCAGCCUCCUCUGAGGCAUCAGAAACCUGCCAAUCUGUCAGUGAAUCCAACUCUCCCACAGCGGAUUGGUCUACAACCAGUACCUAUGAGCCCUCAUUGGCUACCACUCUGCAGCAAAGGAGAGAGUCAUUGGACAGGAUGAGGGAGCAGGAGGUUCCUUCCAGUCCUAAAGUGUUCUCUGGGAUGCACCCAGACACUCAUAGGUCCAGGAUGGCCCAAGCUACUAUAGCAGCCAAGCACGGCAGUGAGGCCAUGUCCCCAGCAGCCAGUACACUAGCCAUGGUGCUGACCCGUGGUCUCAGUAUAGAGCAGCAGAAGAAUAGCAGGGAAUCUCUGCAGUACUCCAGUGGCUACAGCACCCAGACCAACACACCCUGCUGCUCAGAGGACACCAUCCCCUCACAGGGGUCUGACUAUGAGUGCUACUCUCUGAACGGGGACGCUGAUACCAGCAGGGAGGCUGACUUUGACAAGUCCUCCACCAUCCCCCGCCACAGCAACAUCGCCCAGAACUACCGCCGCAUGAUCCAGACCAAGAGGCCGGCCAGCACCGCCGGGUUACCCGCCGGAGUGAGCCCUCCUGGUGGUAUGCAUGGAGUGAUUUAUGGGGGUGAUGGAGGGCAUGAUGGGAGGCACGGAGCCAUCACCUCUGGAACAGCCACCAUCCGCCGGACCCCCUCCUCCAAAACGGGGGUGAGACGCACACCGUCCACCUCAGGCCCCAUCGCCAUCCGCCCCCCCAUCGUUCCAGUCAAGACCCCCACUGUGCCAGACUCUCCUGUCUACUCCCCCUGUUACUCCCCCAGCUACUCUCCCAGCCUUAUCCAGAGCAUGGGCAGCGAAGAGUACCUGUAUGGGGACGAGACUCCAUCCAGUGCCUUAGAGUACAUGAAAGCCUCCCCCAAGCGGCUGAGCCUACCUGACACCACCGCCUGGAGCUCCGGAGGGGGCUGGCAAAGUGUCUAUGCCCAGCAGCCCCCUGGCAUGACAGGCCUCAGCCUAGAGGAGGACCCCCAGCUGGCAGCCAACCGCCACAGCCUGGUGGAGAAGAUCGGAGAGCUUGCGGCCAGCGCCCACGCCCUGGGCGAGGGUCAGUUCCCCUUCUCCUCUCUGGACCCUCUGCCAGCAGACCCAAUGGGUACCAACUCUGUAACCCAACACCCACAACAACCACCACACAGGCCCCAGGAGGGCGUGGACAUGCUGGUGUCCAUACGGAGAGGUGUGAGGCUCCGCAAGGCGGUCUCCAACGACAGAUCAGCCCCCAGGAUACUGCAGGAUACUGCAGCAGCAUCCAGGAUUCUGCGGUAGUAUCUACUGGGACUGACCACAGAACUGUGGUGCCACUGCAAGCUCUAGUAGUGAAAUGAAUGAACACUCAUCUUCGACAGGUAAAGACUGCAUGAAAUGAAAGGGAAAACGAGUGUCAAUGUGUAAAGAUUCAAUGAAUGGCCAUGGGUGGCCAAUGGACAAAUUUCAUGUCAUGAAUUGCGUACAAAUGUAUUUUUAUGUCGUAUUCCUAUUUCCCAUGUUGUCUGUGGGCUUAGUGGCUGUGGUUGUCUAUUCCCUCUGUCUCCUAAUGAAUCAGCCCAGGCACCUUUCCUUUAAACUCAGUGAUCAGGGCCUGUAUUCACAAAGUGUCUCAGAGUAGCCGUGCUGAUUCGUGUAUAAUGAAUCUAUAAUACAAGUAUAUGGACAAUGGUGCUGAGUGAUUAGUGCUUUUUGAGGUCUGUUUGGUUUCGGUUCGAUUAUAUAUACAGUACGAGUCAAAAGUUUGGACACACCUACUCAUUCAAGGGUUUUUCUUUAUUUUUACAUUGUAGUAUAAUAGUGAAGACAUAAAAACUAUGAAAUAACAAUUGCCUUGAUGACAGCUUUUUUUUCUUUUUUUUUUCUCCCCAAUUUCAUGGUAUCCAUGUUUAGUAGCUACAACUCCCGUACGGGGCUCGGGAGAGACAAAGGUUGAAAGUCAUGCAUCCUCCUAAACACAACCCAACCAAGCCGCACUGCUUCUUAACACAGCGCACAUCCAACCCGGAAGCCAGCCGCACCAAUGUGUCGGAGGAAACACCGUGCACCUGGCAACCUUGGUUAGCGUGCACUGCGCCCGGUCCGCCACAGGAGUUGCUGGUGCGCGAUGAGACAAGGAUAUCCCUACCAACCCCUCCCUUACCCGGCUGAUGCUAGGCCAAUUGCGCGUCGCCCCACGGACCUCCUGGUCUGUUACGACAGAGCCUGGGCGCGAACCCAGAGUCUCUGGUGGCACAGCUGGCGCUGCAGUACAGUGCCCCUUAACCACUGCCCCACCCGGGAGGCCCUUGAUGACAGCUUUUUAAUGACAUUGUCACAUCGUUUGUUAUAAAUAGACCAAGAUGCAGCGUGGUAUAGUUCCAUCCUCUUUAUUUUGAAGUGAAACUCAAAGAAAACAAUAAAUGCAAACCGAAAUGCAGGCAACUAUACAUAGUCAAGAUCCCACAAAGCACAAAUGGAAAAAGGCUCCCUAAAUAUGAUCCCCAGUUAUUGACAACGAUAAACAGCUGCCUCUGAUUGGGAACCAUACCAGGCCAAUAUAGAAAUAUAAUCACCUAGAUGUCCCACCCUAGUCACACCCCGACCUAACCAACAUAGAGAAUAAAAAGCUCUCUAUGGUCAGGGCGUGACAGACAUCAACACUAGGAAAUAACACAUAUGGAAUCAUGUAGUAACCAAAAAGGUGUUAAACAAAUCAAUAAAGAUUUUAAAUUUUAUAUUCUUCAAAGUAGCCAACCUUUGCCUUGAUGACAGCUUUGCACACUCUUGGCAUUCUCUCAACCAGCUUCAUGAGGUAGAGUAGUCACCUGGAAUGCAUUUCAAUGAACAGAUGCCCCUUGUUAAAAGUACAGUUGUGGAAUUUCUUUCCUUCUUAAUGUGUUUGAGCCAAUCAGUUGUGUUGUGACAAGGCAGAGGUGGUAUACAGAAGAUAGCCCUAUUUGGUAAAAGACCAAGUCCAUAUUAUGUCCAGAACAACUCAAAUAAGCAAAGAGCAUGAAGGUCAGUCAAUCCAGAAAAUUUCAAGAACUUUAAAAGUUUCUUCAAAUGCAGUUGCAAAAAACAGAAAGCGCCAUGAUGAAACUGGCUCUCCUGAGGACCGCCACUGGAAAGGAAGACCCAGAGUUACCUCUGCUGUCGAGGAUAAGUUCAUGAGAGUUAACUGCACCUCAGAUUGCAGCCCAAAUAAAUGCUUCACAGAGUUCAAGUAACAGACACAUCUCAACAUAAACUGUUCAAAGAAUCAGGCCUUCAUGGUUGAAUUGUUGCAAAGAAACCACUACUAAACAACACCAAUAAGAAGAAGAGACUUGCUUGGGCCAAGAAACACGAGCAAUGGACAUUAGACUGUUAGAAAUCAGUCAUUUGAGUCCAAAUUUGAGAUUUUUGGUUCCUACCACCGUGUCUUUAUUAGACGCAGAAUAGGUGAACGGAUUAUCUCUGCAUGUGUGGUUCUCACCGUGAAGCAUGGAGGCAUUCUGAUGGUGUGUGGGUGCUUUGCUGGUGACACUCUAUGAGUUAUUUAGAAUUCUAGACACACUUAACCAGCAUGGCUACUACAGCAUUCUGCAACGUACGCUGUCCCAUCUGGUUUGCGCUUAGUGGGACUAUCAUUUGUUUUUCAACAGGACAAUGACCCAUCACACCUCCAGGCUGUGUAAGGGCUAUUUGACCAAGAAGGAGCGUGAUGGAGUGCUGCAUCAGAUGACCUGUCCUCCACAAUCACUCAACUUCAACCCAAUUGAGAUAGUUUGGGAUGAGUUAGACCGCAGGGUGUGAAAAAGAAGCCAACAAGUGCUCAGCAUAUGUGAGAACUCUUUCAAAACUGUUGGAAAAUCAUUCCUCAUGAAACUGGUUGAGAGAAUGCCAAGAGUGUGCAAAGUUGUCAUCAAGGCAAAGGGUGGCUACUUUGAAGAAUCUGAAAUAUACAGUAUAUUGAUUUGUUUAACACUUUUUUGGUUACUACAUCAUUCCAUAUGUGUUAUUUCAUAGUUGUGAUGUCUGUCACGCCUUGACCAUAGAAAGCUUUUUAUUCUCUAUGUUGGUUAGGUCGGGGUGUGACUAGGGUGGGACAUCUAGGUGAUUAUAUUUCUACAAUGUAGAAAAAAAUAAAAAUAAAGAAUAACCCUUGAAUGCGUAGUUGUGUCCAAACUUUCGACUGGUACUGUAUAUAUAUUAUUUUUAACAUUAAAUGCAUUAUUUGGGUUGAAUGCUGUAACAACUCAGAAUAAAAACAAUUCAUGAAAGUCCCAUGAUGGUAGUGACUGCCCAUUACUGCUUAUAUUAACCGUUGUUUAUUCACAAUUAUUUUACUUUAAUAAAAUAUUUCAGUUGCUGUGUAUAUAAACAUGUUUUAUUUUAUUACUUUAUUAUUUAAUUCCAAGUCAUCAUCCCAUCUCCACAGAGCUGCUGCCUGACUAAAUCACUAUUUUAGUAGUUCUUCAAAGUAAAUAAGGCAUACUUUUAUGACUGCUAAAUACCAAACUAUCAAACACUUAAAUUAUGUAUUUUCAAGAAAAAAUACCUCAUAAAGCGAGAGCUCUCUCUCGAUCGCACAUUAAUCUGUCUCUUUUACGUAGUUGGCGUAAAAGAAACAAACCGGACCAGUAGGCGCUCAAUAGAUUAUGGUCAUUGUAGUUCAUGUUUUCUGAGCUUAACAAUGUAGAAUAUUGGCCUGUUGGAAACUACUACAACAUCACAGAGUUCGGGCUUGAUCUGAUUGUUCUUUAGAGAAACUGCAUAAUGUGUGCAUUGAGCUUACAGAAAACUGAACAUGGGCUUCAAAUAUUUGAACCAAUGUCUGUCAGUUCAGUUGUUAAAAUACGGAAAAAUAACUGAAAUGUCAGUUAAUCACUCAGCACUAAUGGACAAGGAUGAUUUUAUCCUAGAUCAGCACUCCUACUCUUAAAUGCUAUAUGAAUAUGGGCCCAGGAGGUAAUUUCAAAAUGGCAGUUGAAUGCUGUGUCUUAUUGUGUGUGUACUAACACAGCCAUCUGUUCUCUGAAAGUGAUGGGGCUAAGUUGCUCUGUGAGCCUGUGUGUAUGUUAUGUUGUGUAUUAUUAUACUGAUGUAUGUAUUGCCAUUUGUAUCAUAAGCUGAACACCAAUGUAUGUUACAUAUCGGAGAAAUGUAAAAGUCAUGUAAAAUAGGAGCGAUGUGGCAGUGUUUUUAUUGCUGUACUGUACUAUCAAUUUAUUCUGCAAUUAAACCAACCUUUUCCUGUA